This is a messenger RNA of Dicrocoelium dendriticum, 866 nucleotides long. The record is from the annotation of a GenBank genome assembly. NCBI's taxonomy places the organism in Eukaryota, Metazoa, Platyhelminthes, Trematoda, Plagiorchiida, Dicrocoeliidae.
GUUGAAAAUGAACCCCUAAGGAUUUAUAGAGUUUAUUGGGACUUGACUUGAACUAAUUUUCCGGCAGUUUGCUGUGAAAAAGCACAGUGUGCGUGGGCCAUAAGGAAUAUAAAAUGACGAAGUGUGUGCGAUGACAACCAUGGAACUCUCUAAGCCAGAUGAUCUAUGGCGCUGUGUCAGUCAAUGGAACCGCUGGUCCCUAUUUCAUUACUUUUGGGAUCCCCACGAUUGGUCAGAAGUAUGUUGGAUUGCUACAGAAGAAACUAGAGCUCCCUAUGCGCUUGGAAACCUGCGAGACACCCAUGCGCGAUUGGACAGCUUGUCACAGAUCACAAAUGGUAUCGGCCUUUUUGAACAAACGGGAGGCUUAUCAAAAUCAGCGUCGCCUGAAUACCGAUAUAAAGGAGCUACAUACAAAUCUGCAGGCACACGCUCGUAACGCUAAAGAUUGGAUUAACUUGGUGGAUGAAUUCACUAAGAGCAUGAAACAAUUGGGGGAUGUGGAGCACUGGGCGAAGAAAAUGGAGCGUGACGCGCUCAUUCUAGAUGGAUGUCUUCGACUCGCACUGACAAACUCCCCUUAUUUCGAAGUGACCGUUCCCAGAUAACCCACACAACCGUUGAUUGCCCCUCCUUACUCCGUAUUCCGCAAAUUCCAUGGGAAAAGCGGCUUUUCAUCAGUUUAAGCAGUGCUUUUCCUUUUUUGUGCGUGCUCUUUUCUUUUAAUACUUAUUUUUCAAUGUUGAUGCAUACCGCGAAUUUUAAGAACCUUCUCCAUUCGUGUGCGCACUAUCAUCUCCUACCGGCUGACUAACUUCAUGAUGCCCAUCCGCUGCUUUUAGGUAAAAAAAACUAGAUGUUUUCUA